Molecule: messenger RNA, 3739 nt
Organism: Chara braunii
Lineage: Eukaryota; Viridiplantae; Streptophyta; Charophyceae; Charales; Characeae
Source: the annotation of a GenBank genome assembly
GGAUUGAAUUUCUCAAAUAACGAGCACAGGUGGCCGGAGGAAGGGGGAGGGUGAGCUGGCGGGUCGCAAGUCGGAGGGCGAGUUUUGAGUUGAGCAGAACACGCGGAGGAAUGACUGAAAGAGGAAGAAGCAAGGAAGAGACAAGAGACGAAGGGGUGAACGCUGGGCGUGUAGCCACGUCAUACAUGAGUGGGUGCAGCUACAGUGGUCACCAUUCCCGUACCCUCGUACCCGAUACGAUACUAGGAACAUAGUCUUUUUUCUUACGUACUUGCUGAUAUAAUUCUACAGAUUCGAAAAGAGGAAAGAACGUACUCGUUCCUGAAGGAAUCCAUGUCAGCUGCUGCACUCUCUCAGUGCGCGCCUUUUCUCCUCUCUCAGUGCGCGUCGUGGGGUUAUUUCGCACGUUUUUGAAAUAAUCGUGGGGCGCGCCUUGUUCUUGCAAAUGCGCGCUUUUCAAUCAUCGUUCGCGCGUGCGCGCCCUCUUGCAAUUGUCCACACGCGGCUUCUCGCCAUUGGCCGCCUUAUGUAAUUGGCUGCCUUUAUGCCCGACCCCCCUGCGGAAUGCACCACCUCUACUCUCCUCUCUUCGGCGGUUGGUUCCCGAUUCCCUACAAUCAGAAGGGUACGCGGCGUUCUGUCUAUACCCUCUGAAUUCCCCUUUUCUUGUGGGUGUGUUCAAGGAGCAGCUUAACGCGCGCAGGUCAUCGAUCUCCGCGCGCUUUUCUGAUACGCAGCGUCCUUCCUUAGUUUACUGUCUGAAUUCCCCUUCCCCUUUUCUCGUGGGUGGAGCAGCAGCUUAGCGCGCGGGUCAUCGAUCUCCGCGCGCUUUUCUGCUCGUCUUCGUUCUUACUGAAAGCUAACGCACCCCGUCAUGUCGGCCUGAGUUCAAACACGUUUGUCCACGUCAGCUCGAUCCCGUCGCUUCUUCUUUCAUCAAAUUGAUUUCGUCCUUCUCUCUAGAGAGCAUCUCUAGAGAGCAUUUCCCGCCGGACUACUUCAGCCCCCUAUUUUCGAAAACUACUGGGCAGCCAUUUCAGAUUUCAGCCCCCGCCUUUUCCUUUCGGAGCGAUUGGGGCAUUUUUUGCCAAACCCCGCCUCCCUGGCGGUAACUGGCUCGCGCUCUCCGCCGCCUUUCCGCCGAACCCGCCUUCUCCUCUUUGAUUGCUUUUGGUCGCGGCGCCCUGCUUUUGCGAGCGCGGAUUUUUCUUCUUGACGACUGAUUGAUUGCUUCGCGCACUUUUUUUUAACACCUCCGCGAGAGCUCGAGUCCUGCCAGAUGUCGUACGCGUAUCUAUUCAAGUACAUUAUUAUUGGCGACACAGGGGUUGGGAAAUCAUGCCUGCUCUUGCAGUUCACCGAUAAGCGGUUCCAGCCGGUCCAUGACCUAACGAUUGGUGUGGAGUUCGGAGCGCGCAUGAUUACCAUCGACAACAAGGCAAUAAAGUUGCAGAUAUGGGACACGGCAGGGCAGGAGUCGUUCAGGUCGAUCACACGAGCGUACUAUAGAGGAGCAGCAGGAGCGCUGCUUGUGUACGACAUAUCUAGACGAGAAACGUUCAAUCAUCUCGCGAGUUGGUUGGAAGACGCGCGGCAGCAUGCGAAUUCAAACAUGACGAUUAUGUUGAUUGGAAACAAGUGUGACCUGCAGCACAGGAGGGCGGUGAGCACAGAGGAGGGGGAAACGUUCGCGAGAGAGAAUGGGUUGUUCUUCAUGGAGACGUCAGCAAAGACAGCGCAAAACGUGGAGGAGGCAUUCACUCAGACUGCAAAACAAAUCUACAAGAAGAUUGAAGAUGGCGUUUUCGACGUAUCGAACGAAUCGUUUGGAAUCAAGGUUGGUUAUGGACCCGGCAGCGUUGGAGGGCCCGGAGGCAGGGGUGACGCGUCGGCCUCCAGAAGCAGCUGUUGUGGUUAAAGCAUGGAGGAUGCGUUCGACGAUGGACGGAGUUAGUAAGGGGGCGCACACACACACACACACACAGACACACACACACACACACACACACACACACACACACACACACACACACACACAGAGAGAGAGAGAGAGAGAGAGAGAGAGAGAGAGAGAGAGAGAGAGAGAGAGAGAGAGAGAGAGAGAGGAAUGCCCUUGGGGUGUUAUGGAAAGUGAAUAGACGGGAAAUAGAGAAAGGGGAUGGAGGAAAUUCUGACGUCGCUGGGUCAAGAAGCAGUUGCCGUGUAUCAGAGGUAUAUGAAGGACUAGGUGCUGGAGAAAGGGAUAAGGGGCAAAGAGAGAGAGAGAGAGAGAGAGAGAGAGAGAGAGAUAGAUUGGGCGUCCUGUAACGAGGCGAGUGAAGGGAGGCGGUGGUAUUAAUCUGAGGGCCCCAGCGACGGUAGGGUGAUGGCUCAACUGACCGCGGAUGCUAGUGCUGCUGUUGGACCAGGACGAUGAUUUGUUUGGACGAUGCCGAGAGCGAUCGAAGGGAGUGGGAGAGCGGGAGCGUUUGGGUGCUUAUACCCGGCGGCAAGCGAGGGACCUGAGCCUUGUUGCGGAAGAGAGAAUGGAAGGUGAAACGCACAAAGUCAGCGCAGGGGUCACGACACCCCCGGUUCAUGAGAGAGAGAGGCACCCGCUGUAGCUGGACCAGGAUGAAGUCUGUCUUAUGUGAGUGGGAGGUAGAGCAUUUGGUCAGAACGUGCCGGUUUGUGAUGCCUACAAACUUGGUUUCGAAGAUAGACGGGGGAAGAUGGGCACAGGGAUGAGUUGUUAGCACAUGAUGGGCUCGUCUACAUGUUGGCUUGUGGCAAGUUGGAGGAAAAGCUUGUUGGGCCGUGGCGGGAAAGCUCGUUAAGCCGAGGCGGGAAAGUUUGUGGUGCUGUGGCGGGAAAGCUUGCUGGGUGUACUGCUGGGAGGAAAAGCUCGAUGAGCCGAGGCGGGAAAGUUUGUCGUGCUGUGGCGGGAAAGCUUGCUGGGUACUGCUGGAAGGAAAAGCUCGUUGACCCGAGGCGGGAAAGUUUGUCGUGCUGUGGCGGGAAAGCUUUGGUACUGCUGGAAGGAAAAGCUCGUUGACCCGAGGCGGGAAAGUUUGUCGUGCUGUGGCGGGAAAGCUUGCUGGGUUCUGCUGGGAGAGUUUGUAGGGGUAUGGCGGGAGAGCAUGUUGGAUUUGGGCGGGAAAGGUUGUUAGGCUAUUAUGGCGGGUAGGCGGAAACUGCGGGCGGGCGCGGCAAGAGGCUCUCACCUUGUGAAGGCGAUUAAGGUGGAGAUGUUUUGCUUGAGUGUUGGGGUUGCGGAGGUGGAAUUCGAAUCGGUAUCUGGUCUAAUAGCGGGGGAAGGGGAAGAGUGAAGGACGUGGGAAAAGGAGCCGCGGGGGGUGGUGAUGACAGGGUGGUAUUACAGCACCUGUCGCAGUGGGAGUGAGAACGCGAUGGAUGGACUUAUGUGGAGUUGGAAGGAUGUUGCCGCUCGGAGUCGGUGCGUGAAAUGCGUAAGAACCAGCUUGCGCAGAUGAUGACACAUUUGGUGGCGACAGGGUGGUUAUUACAGCACCUGCUGCGGUGGGAGUGGGAAAGGCAUGGAUGGAUUUAUGUGGAGUUGGGAAGGAUAUUGACGGUCGGUCGGAGUUGGUGCGUGGAAAUAAAUGCGUAGGAACCAGCUCUUUGUGUAGAUGAUGACAGGUUUGGUGGUACAGGAGGUGGUGCGUACGAACUGAUUGGUGAUUUACGAAGUAGUUGUGGAUAGGUGAUUAGUAGUCGAGCGUAAUGAGCAUAACACGAG